AUGGAAUUCAUCAGUUAUGACAGUCCGUCCGAAUUCAAAGCAGGCAAGAAAAGUCAAGUCGUACGGAGCUAUGUGACCAAACGACAGCAUCGCCUCAAACGAGAGGCUGAGCACAAAGCCAAAGGCGAAGACUCUCGGAGCGUGGACGCAGAGCCCGAGAUAUCCGGCCAAAUUGAUACUAAACCCGGCGAACAAGGGUCGACUCAUCAGACGAAGCCGCGCUCCCGGAGGAGAAAGAAACAUGCCGUGGCAUUGGGGUCCAGCUCGCCGCGUCUUCCACCUCAAGUCUCCCAGCAGCUGAUGUUGCCCUGCCGCAGCGCCUUCGAUACCUUGGAAUCGUUUAUCCACGCCACCAUGGUGCCCACCCAUGUGUCCGCCCUGGGUUUGGAUUCUUCCGAGACGCAGCUGGCAUCACAAUGGUUUUCAUCCGCUUCUGUCUUCGAGCCCGCGCUGUACACCAGCGCACUGCUAACCGCCGCCCCAAAUUUCAAGUCAGUCUCUCCGGACCUUAUCUUCUACCUCCAGAGCGCGACCAUCACAUCUCUCGUGGAGGCCUUCGCCAAUGAAAAGCGCAGACAAGAUCCCGCUCUCAUUAUCGCCGUGGAGUGCCUCACAUUCUACGAGUGCUUAUAUGGCGAUCGGAACCUGGCGCAGAAAUUCCAUCGGCCGGCCAUGCGGAGAUUGAUCCAGGCUCACGGAGGCAGAGACGGCGUAGAAAUACCGCUGGCGUGGAAAAAGGUGUCGCUCAUGGCUGACAUCGUCAUGGAGAUACAGAUGGGCAGCGAGGGCGAGAGUUCGUUUCUGAUGAACGAGUCGCAUCAGGAUGCAGGGAUCUUGGAGGCCGAGUGGACGGAGGCGCUGAAGAUGUACUUGCCGGAUGUGGAAGGGGGAACUUCUGGCGGUCGCUUGCCGAGCAGGAGGCGAGACCGCUAA
Messenger RNA from Zasmidium cellare ATCC 36951, 933 nucleotides. RefSeq lists its product as uncharacterized. Lineage: Eukaryota; Fungi; Ascomycota; Dothideomycetes; Mycosphaerellales; Mycosphaerellaceae. The record is from RefSeq and is a predicted model, not a curated record. Bases 1 to 933 code for a protein of 310 amino acids. The transcript has a single exon.